Molecule: messenger RNA, 9360 nt
Organism: Sapajus apella (tufted capuchin)
Lineage: Eukaryota; Metazoa; Chordata; Mammalia; Primates; Cebidae
Gene: ABCC9
Product: ATP binding cassette subfamily C member 9
Exons: 40
Coding region: 1512-6161 (1549 amino acids)
Biological process (GO): potassium ion transport; transmembrane transport
Cellular component (GO): membrane
Molecular function (GO): ATP hydrolysis activity; sulfonylurea receptor activity; ATP binding
Source: RefSeq, a predicted model, not a curated record
GUUGAAGUGGGAGCUCUUAUCUCCCUGCAUCGCUGCAGGCAGCGCCAGGGUACAGUUGUCAAGGGUUCAAAGGCCACAAGAACCGAGUCUUCGGACCCUCCCAGGUUUCCGCCUAAGUGGCCUUGCAGAUCUUUAGCGGCCGCGGGUUCAAGUCCCAGCCGCCGGCGCAGGCCGGGCACUCACCCGGAAAUGCAGCGACCUUCUCAAGAGUGGGGCGCCCGCGGAAAAAUCCCCUGGGACUGGCAGGACUGGAGUUGGCCUGGGCCCACUACAUCGCAGAGGCCAGGAGGCCACCGGUGUUUAGGGGUCAGGUCUGGGGACCAGCGCCAGCAGCCCGCAGUCCUCCAGCAGUGCCCCUUGAGGAUGCCGCGCGGAGCCUCGGGGGCAGCAGUCCGUCCGACUGACCACGUUUUACUGGAAUAGGACAGUUGCUGAAAACAAUGCUUAUCUCAAGCUGACUCAAAACUGGCUCUUGAGAAAAUCCAGUGUUAAUUAAAGAGGGUUGUCGGGGACAAAAUUCACCGCUUGCGUUUUGCGGGGGAGUAGUUGUGGGGUGAUCGUUUUAUAAACACGUUUUCUCGAGAGUUUAUUAUAUCUCUGGCUGGGAACAGGAGAAGAGGGGGAACUGUUUCUGCAGUCCAUGGGAACCAGCGUCUCACUUUCGGGGACCGUGGGCAAGGGUCGCCGCCCUUCGAUUGCGCGGCGGCUGGUCCACCAGAGUAGCCAAGUUUUCCAGGUCGCCGGGGAAAGGUGGAAAACUCGACUUGAGCCUGCCUUGCUCCUGUGAGACAUUCGCGCACGAAUAGCCCAGCAGUGAGUGCCUCUACCUACAAUGAGCCCUUCAUUUCCCGGAUCCGUUCAGGGGGAAGCAGCGAACCCGCAAAUUCACUUCUUUCUGUGGCUGAUAAAAGGGUGCUUGCAGAGCGUGGAAAAACACAACAAAACAAAGAAACAAGAAUACCUUGAGUGUUUUGACGUUUGAAAACCCGACUCUGGAGAAUCAUGGAAUCAUAUUUCAAGUCCCAGUGUCUAAUGAAGUUUAGGUGACUCCUUAUCACUCGGGUUUGUGAAAUCACUGCGUCGCGCGCCCCAAGUUACAGCUGGGCAGAGCAGGGAUGGGGAGGGUCUCCGGCCCCAGGCGCUGCGCGGCGGGGCUUUGCCCAGUUUCCUGCCUCACAGUGGCGGAGUCCGCCCCGGCCCAGAGCAGUCUGUGGAAUUUAGAAACUCGAUAGGAGGCAGCAGCUGGUCUCCCACCACCCUAAAAAUAAUCCGCUCCGGCGCACUGCGUGCUUCGCCUAGGGGAGGAAAACUGUCAUCGGAGUAAGUGAAUCCGUGUCUUUUACAUGAAUGCUGUUUAAACAUUUUAAGGAAUAACUGAGUCCUGCGUCCCGGUUUGAAUUUACAUCUUAAGACAGUGUAGGAAGUCGGUGUUUUGAAGGUAGCUCAAGUGCACCGGCAGGGGUUUGAAGCAGCGUGAAGCUAUUGCCCAAGAGUAAACCAUAUAAGAAGAAAUGAGCCUUUCAUUUUGUGGUAACAACAUUACUUCAUAUAAUAUCAAUGACGGUGUGUUACAAAAUUCCUGCUUUGUGGAUGCCCUCAACUUGGUCCCUCAUGUCUUUUUGUUGUUUAUCACUUUUCCAAUAUUGUUUAUUGGAUGGGGGAGCCAAAGCUCAAAAGUACAAAUUCACCACAACACAUGGCUUCAUUUUCCUGGACAUAACCUGAGAUGGAUUCUUACAUUUGCUCUCCUGUUUGUGCAUGUCUGUGAAAUAGCAGAAGGCAUUGUUUCAGACUCACGGCGAGAAUCGAGGCACCUCCACCUCUUCAUGCCAGCUGUGAUGGGAUUUGUUGCCACUACAACAUCAAUAGUAUAUUAUCACAAUAUUGAAACAUCAAAUUUUCCUAAGUUACUUUUAGCCCUAUUCCUGUAUUGGGUAAUGGCCUUUAUUACAAAAACGAUAAAAUUGGUUAAGUACUGUCAGUCUGGUUUGGGCAUAUCAGACCUGCGUUUCUGCAUCACAGGCAUGAUGGUCAUCUUGAAUGGGCUCUUGAUGGCUGUGGAGAUCAACGUCAUUCGAGUCAGGAGAUAUGUAUUCUUCAUGAAUCCUCAGAAGGUAAAGCCUCCUGAAGACCUCCAGGAUCUGGGAGUGAGAUUUCUUCAACCAUUUGUGAAUUUGCUGUCAAAAGCAACAUACUGGUGGAUGAACACACUUAUUAUAUCUGCUCAUAAAAAGCCUAUUGAUCUGAAGGCAAUUGGAAAAUUGCCAAUAGCAAUGAGAGCAGUAACAAAUUAUGUUUGCCUGAAAGAUGCAUAUGAAGAACAAAAGAAAAAAGUUGCAGAUCAUCCAAAUAGAACUCCAUCUAUAUGGCUUGCAAUGUACAGAGCUUUUGGGCGACCAAUUCUGCUUAGUAGCACAUUCCGCUAUCUGGCUGACUUACUGGGUUUUGCUGGACCUCUUUGUAUUUCUGGAAUAGUUCAGCGUGUGAAUGAAACCCAGAAUGGGACAAGUAACACAACUGGAAAUUCAGAUACCCUCUCAUCAAAGGAAUUUCUUGAAAACGCUUAUGUUCUAGCAGUUCUUCUCUUCUUGGCUCUUAUUUUGCAAAGGACAUUUUUGCAGGCUUCCUACUAUGUAACCAUAGAGACUGGCAUUAACCUCCGUGGAGCUCUGCUGGCCAUGAUUUACAAUAAAAUUCUUAGGCUCUCUACAUCUAACUUAUCCAUGGGGGAGAUGACUCUGGGGCAGAUCAACAACUUAGUUGCCAUUGAAACUAAUCAACUCAUGUGGUUUUUGUUCCUGUGUCCCAAUCUAUGGGCUAUGCCUGUUCAGAUCAUAAUGGGAGUGAUUCUGCUCUAUAAUUUACUUGGAUCAAGUGCAUUGGUUGGUGCAGCUGUCAUUGUGCUUCUUGCGCCAAUUCAGUACUUCAUUGCUACAAAGUUGGCAGAGGCUCAGAAAAGUACACUUGAUUAUUCCACUGAGAGACUGAAGAAAACAAAUGAAAUAUUGAAAGGCAUCAAACUUCUAAAAUUGUAUGCCUGGGAACACAUUUUCUGCAAAAGUGUGGAGGAAACAAGAAUGAAAGAACUAUCUAGUCUCAAAACCUUUGCACUUUAUACAUCACUCUCCAUCUUCAUGAAUGCAGCAAUUCCCAUAGCAGCUGUUCUUGCUACAUUUGUGACCCAUGCGUAUACCAGUGGAAACAACCUGAAACCUGCAGAAGCCUUUGCUUCAUUGUCUCUCUUCCAUAUCCUGGUGACACCACUGUUCCUGCUCUCCACGGUGGUCAGAUUUGCAGUCAAAGCCAUCAUAAGUGUUCAAAAGCUGAAUGAGUUUCUCUUGAGUGAUGAAAUUGGUGAUGACAGUUGGCGAACUGGUGAAAGUUCGCUUCCUUUUGAGUCCUGUAAGAAACACACUGGAGUUCAGCCAAAAACUAUAAACAGGAAACAGCCUGGAAGGUAUCACCUGGACAGCUAUGAGCAAUCAACACGGCGUCUACGUCCCACAGAAACAGAGGAUAUUGCCAUAAAGGUCACAAAUGGGUACUUUUCAUGGGGCAGUGGUUUAGCUACAUUAUCCAAUAUAGACAUUCGAAUUCCAACAGGUCAGUUAACCAUGAUUGUGGGCCAAGUAGGAUGUGGGAAGUCCUCUCUUCUCCUUGCCAUCCUUGGUGAGAUGCAGACAUUGGAAGGAAAAGUUCACUGGAGCAAUGUAAAUGAAUCUGAGCCUUCUUUUGAAGCAACCAGAAGUAGGAACAGGUAUUCUGUGGCAUAUGCAGCUCAAAAGCCUUGGCUAUUAAAUGCUACAGUAGAAGAAAAUAUUACUUUUGGAAGUCCUUUUAACAAACAGAGGUACAAAGCUGUCACAGAUGCCUGUUCUCUUCAACCAGAUAUUGACUUAUUACCAUUUGGAGAUCAAACUGAAAUUGGAGAGAGGGGCAUCAACCUGAGUGGGGGACAGAGGCAGAGAAUCUGUGUGGCACGAGCACUGUAUCAAAACACCAACAUUGUCUUUUUGGAUGAUCCAUUCUCAGCCCUGGACAUUCACUUAAGUGAUCACUUAAUGCAGGAGGGGAUUUUGAAAUUCCUGCAAGAUGACAAAAGGACACUCGUUCUUGUGACUCACAAAUUACAGUAUCUGACGCAUGCUGACUGGAUCAUAGCCAUGAAAGAUGGAAGUGUCCUAAGAGAAGGAACUUUGAAGGAUAUUCAGACCAAAGAUGUUGAGCUUUAUGAACACUGGAAAACACUUAUGAAUCGGCAAGAUCAAGAAUUAGAAAAGGAUAUGGAAGCUGACCAAACUACUUUAGAGAGGAAAACUCUCCGAAGGGCCAUGUAUUCAAGAGAGGCCAAAGCCCAAAUGGAGGACGAAGACGAAGAGGAAGAAGAGGAGGAAGAUGAGGAUGAUAACAUGUCCACGGUAAUGAGGCUCAGGACUAAAAUGCCAUGGAAAACCUGCUGGCGGUACCUCACUUCUGGAGGAUUCUUCCUGCUCAUCCUGAUGAUUUUCUCUAAGCUUCUGAAACAUUCAGUCAUUGUAGCUAUAGACUAUUGGCUGGCCACGUGGACAUCAGAGUACAAUAGAAACAGUACUGGAAAAGCUGAUCAGACCUACUAUGUGGCUGGUUUUAGCAUACUUUGUGGAGCAGGCAUUUUCCUUUGUCUUGUUACAUCCCUUACUGUAGAAUGGAUGGGUCUCACAGCUGCCAAAAAUCUUCACCACAACCUUCUCAAUAAGAUAAUUCUUGGACCAAUAAGGUUCUUUGAUACCACGCCCCUGGGACUGAUUCUCAAUCGCUUUUCAGCUGAUACUAAUAUCAUUGAUCAGCACAUCCCUCCAACCUUGGAAUCUCUAACUCGCUCAACACUGCUCUGCCUGUCUGCCAUUGGGAUGAUUUCUCAUGCUACUCCUGUGUUCCUGGUUGCUCUCCUGCCCCUUGGUGUCGCCUUUUAUUUUAUCCAGAAAUACUUCCGAGUUGCCUCUAAGGACCUCCAGGAGCUUGACGAUAGUACCCAGCUCCCUCUGCUCUGUCACUUCUCAGAAACAGCGGAAGGACUCACCACCAUUCGGGCCUUUAGGCAUGAAACCAGAUUUAAACAACGUAUGCUGGAACUGACAGAUACAAACAACAUUGCCUACUUAUUUCUCUCAGCUGCCAACAGAUGGCUGGAGGUCAGGACGGAUUAUCUGGGAGCUUGCAUUGUCCUCACUGCAUCUAUUGCAUCCAUUAGUGGGUCUUCGAAUUCUGGAUUGGUAGGCUUGGGUCUUCUGUAUGCACUUACGAUAACCAAUUAUUUGAAUUGGGUUGUGAGGAACUUGGCUGACCUGGAGGUCCAGAUGGGUGCAGUGAAGAAAGUGAACAGUUUCCUGACUAUGGAGUCAGAGAACUAUGAAGGCACCAUGGAUCCUUCUCAAGUUCCAGAACAUUGGCCACAAGAAGGGGAGAUCAAGAUACAUGAUCUGUGUGUCAGAUAUGAAAAUAAUCUGAAACCUGUUCUUAAACACGUCAAGGCUUACAUCAAACCUGGACAAAAGGUGGGCAUAUGCGGUCGCACUGGCAGUGGGAAAUCAUCCUUAUCUCUGGCUUUCUUCAGAAUGGUUGAUAUAUUUGAUGGAAAAAUUGUCAUCGAUGGGAUAGACAUUUCUAAAUUACCACUGCACACACUACGUUCUAGACUUUCAAUCAUUCUGCAGGAUCCAAUACUAUUCAGUGGUUCCAUUAGAUUUAAUUUAGAUCCAGAGUGCAAAUGCACAGAUGACAGACUCUGGGAAGCCUUAGAAAUUGCUCAGCUGAAGAAUAUGGUCAAAUCUUUACCAGGAGGUCUAGAUGCGGUUGUCACUGAAGGUGGGGAGAAUUUUAGCGUUGGACAGAGACAGCUAUUUUGCCUUGCCAGGGCCUUUGUCCGCAAAAGCAGCAUUCUUAUUAUGGAUGAGGCAACAGCUUCCAUUGACAUGGCCACAGAAAAUAUUUUGCAAAAGGUAGUAAUGACAGCCUUCGCAGACCGAACUGUGGUGACAAUAGCUCAUCGAGUUCACACUAUUCUGACGGCAGACCUGGUUAUCGUGAUGAAGCGAGGAAAUAUUUUAGAAUAUGACACUCCAGAAAGCCUCUUGGCUCAGGAAGAUGGAGUAUUUGCUUCUUUUGUUCGUGCAGACAUGUGAAGGAGUAUCUUAAAAUGAUACAUGUAUUUAAAAUAAUGCAGUCAUACCUAAUUAAUGGAUCAUCAGCUUGACCUCUGUAAAGUGGCAUCUUAAACUUUCACAGAUUUUUGCACAAGAAGUUGACGUUUAUUUUUCCUGUUUUUUAAAACAGUUUUUCAGGAUAUUAUUGCUUAAAAUGUUCAUUAUUGAUAUUUCUAUAGUGAUCAAGCCACUCUACCUUUAAGAAUAGCUAGGUUGUAUUAAAACAUGUAAGCUACUUUAAAUGGUAAACCUAUAGCUACAAUUUUCUCAUAACUUUAAGUCUGGCAUGGAAGUCCGGAACUUUAAGUCUGGCAUCUCUCAGGCAUGGACGUUGCAAUGAGUAGUUAGUAUUACCAUACUCUUGUUAGUAGGAAUAUAUUUUCCUUAUUGUUGGAGUCUCCAGAGGUUAUUGGAAGAGAAUUAAAAAAGAUAUGUUUUCUAAUGAAGUUCUCAAAUUCAUUAUCUACAAGAAUGCAUUUGUAUUCAUUAACAUUACUAUUUUUGUUAGAAGUCUCUUUUUUCUCUUGUUUCUUAUCACAAAGAAGUUAUCACUGUAUUUAUUCUAUAAAGCCAAUGCCUUAGCUAGAAAGAUCAUGAAGAGUUUAAAUAUUUUAAAAAUUUUUCUCAAAUUUUCAUUUUUUCCUGUUCUGUAAUGAGAGAAUUAUUAAGAUAUAAGGCAUAAUGUGCCUUUUCCAGACAGAAGUUCAAAGAGUGAUUAGGUUCAAUCUUUCAGUGGCAGGCCAGCUAAACGUUCUACAGUUAAUUACUAGCUGUGCUUCUUAUCUUAAGCCCUAAAGUGCCACAUUACUCAAGAUUUACACAGGCACGUUGACUUCUUUUGGCACUGCUAAUUAUGGCAGGUGAACAUUCCUCUUAGGUGUCAGAUAUUUCCUCUGAAACAAUCUAAUGGCAGGCUGGAAAUAUCUUACACUUUGAAGUUAUAUAUGUAACAAGUGUCUAUUUCUAGCUGGGAGAGUUUACCUCUUCUAGACAUUUACCCAAUGGCGUCACAUAUAAUCGUUUGCUCCUGCUUUAAUUUUAAUGUGCAUAUAAAAAAUAUGCCAAAAAUGCUAUUGUAAUUUUAAUGAGCAUGUAAAGAGAGUGUAUCAAAAAUUCACGGGAUAUUAGUGCUAGGUUUUGCUUAAAUGAAAAUUAAUAAAUUCAAAAAUACUAAAAGUUACCAUCAUUGUCAUGUGAGCAACCCGUUUCUACCCUUCUGUGCCCAUCCACUGUAAAUAUCAUCAAUUUCAUAUUCAUAUGAAGAUCCACAUCCAUUGUAAGAUUGUGAAGACUUAUAAAAUUGAUGAAUUAAGAGAAAUUAUGGUGCUUUUCUAUAGUUUUUUGUGCUCUGUUUAUUGUGUAGUGUAUUCACUGUUGGAAAAUCUGUAAUAGUUGUGUAUCUAGAAUAUUGAAUCUUUAUAUUGACAGAAAAGUAAGUUCCAUAAAUAUAGACAAAAAUGGCCCAUCAUAUUUAGCUUAAAUUGCAAACUUUUGUUGUGUAUGUAAAACUUCAUUGGAAGAAAAUAACAUUAUUGUUUUCUGAAAACUAAACAGAAUAUGACUGGUACUCAUUAAUUAUAUCUUGAAAAUAUUUUCUAAAACUUCAACCACUCUUCUAAAAUGUUGGUGUUUAAAUCAUUUGCAGGGCUGAAUAUACAUGUUUCUUGUUAGCAGGUUAUAAUUCAUUCUCACAGAGAAAAGAGUUGUUACCCAUGGAAGUAACCUCUUAAUGAUAUUUUCUAAUUAUAUCACUGUACAGGCAACAUCAGUAGAAGCCUUUUUAGCUACACUAAACUAAAGAUCAUGUUUGCCCUUUUACACCCAAGUGGUGGCUGGUCCCCUCAUAACUGUUAGUUACUUGAGUAAAGGUCUAACUGUCAACUAAAUUGACUAAAUAAGGUCAAGGAUAAUCUUCUUCAUUGAUAACCAUUUAUUAUACAUAUAUUAUCUAUCGAACAUAAAAAGAUUCAUCUUAAAAUAAUAUUUGACUAUAUAGGUACAUCUCUGUAAAAGAUGACCAGCUUAACUAAAUCAAAUUUUACAUUUAUAAAUUUUACAUUUAAUUAGUCAAAUACAUUUUAAAAUUAUAAUUCCCAUAAGAAGCAAUAAAUGCAUCAAGCAUUAUAUUAAAAUACCACGGUUACUGAUGUCAUUGACAGGGAAAAGACAUUUCGUAUAAACACUUGUGCACCCUCUAUUUUUAUACUCUUACUCAUGAUCCAUUUAAAAGUCCACUCAGCCCUAGAUUAGAUACCAGAAGACCCUCUAAAUAACUGAUCCCUGAAAUUUGGGACCAUGUCUUAUUUGCCAUUGUGCCCUUGGAAUUUAAUACAAGUGCCUAACCCAUAGUAGGCCCUAAGAAAUAUAGUUGAUUGAUUCACUGAUCAGUUUUACUGCCAUGUGCCUAGAACUAUAGGUUAUUCUCUCUUUUCUGUGUUGUCUUUAUUCUAUUUAUUCUCUACAAUAUAUAAAAUGUGUUUAUUCUCUACAAUAAAUGUAUUUAUGCUCUAUAAUAUAUAAAAACAUAUUGGACUACUAUUAUAUAAUAAAUUACUUUAUUUGCUUAAAGAGGGUGAUUAUUUUUUCACUUACAGUUCCACUGGGCAGCAGCCAGGACUGGUCAAUAGAUGGAACUCAAUACCAAUUUAGAGACAAUACCUAGCCCUGCUUUGACAAUCCUGUUUCACAUGUGCCAGAGUCAUGCACUUCCUUACUUUUAUAGAUAGGCUCCAGAGAAGUUUCCAUUAAGUGAAACAGCUAUAUUAUUUUUUUAAAUAUAUCUUUAUUUAAAUAACCUAAUGGACUUUUUCCCAAGGUUUAUUGAUCAAUUUUUAGGGUUGUCUUCCAAUAUAUAUUUUAUCAUAUUUUGUAACACACUCUUUGGAGGUCUGUGAUUUACAGUACUAUGAUAAUUCCAUUACUGACUUAUUCAAAGUUAGAUACAAAUACUUAUUACUCAAAGUCUUCUAAUCUAAGCCAUUUGGCAUAAGAAGCAAUAGCCAAGUGGAUGUAUCCUGUACCUUAUGUUUAAUUUGUUCUUUAGUAACUACAUAUCAUUGAUAUCAGAUUAUCUCAAGUAUUAACAGAUUCACCUGGAUCAAAUUCUCCAGUGAAAGAGUUUGUAUCUAUAUUUCUAGUAAGUGCCUCCAACUGGAUUCAUAAAAACCAAAUUUGGGAA